UCAAUGAACUCAGCGAUAUUCUUGUUACAAUCGGCACGAUAAUCAAUAUCGUCAACAACGUUAUCAACGUUGCACAUGAUGUAUACGUAUGACACAUACGAUAUACGUACGCAAGAGGUUGUAGUGUCUCGCUCUUUGACCGGCAGCGAAGCAUAACCAACUCGAGCACAAAAGACGUCUGCAUUCUCGUACGGCUCACAAGCGUUUGAAGAGAGUCGACUGACUGAUACAGAUUGCCCGAAAACUUCUCUCACGCUGCCACAGAAAUCAAAAUGCAAAGCCCUAUCCCCCGGUCUGGUGCGGACCGCGGCCUCGGCCAUAGCAAUUCAAUCAGCUAUCCCAAGACUCGAGUGAGGGCGACGCGUUCAGUCAACCCUUCUCACGGCGGUAGUGGUGUCCAGAAGCGCGGGAAAACUUCCAUGCAGAAUCAGACGCUCAAGUCAACGUGUCCGUUGGAUAUUAUUGUCGAUCACCUCAACGCGCCCAGAAAAGCAAAGCGUGUACAGUCGAAAUACGUUGGCGGUGGUUCCGGAGAUGAGAGCCGUGUUGUUUGUCCCUUUCACAAGUAUGAUCCGAAAACCUAUCGGAUGUCUUCGUGUAAAGGGAAGGGAUUCAAUGAGUUUGCCAAGAUGAAGGAUCAUUUCAAACAAAUUCAUGGCUCAUCACAGGAGGUUCACGAUGCCGACCUCAAUUUCAAGAAGAAGGAAUAUAGUAGUCUGGACACUCUAGGGGCUAAGUGGAGAUUGGUCUAUAAGCGUCUUUUUCCUCACGUGGCCUCGAUACCAUCUCCUUACGCCAACGAACAAGAAGAUUCUGAUGCCUUUCUGCACAGAGUUGCCAAAAGGGUGGCCUCGAUAAGGAAUGACUACAGUCUUGAAGAGCUCAUCAUCAAAAUCGCGCGAGACCUUAAAGAGAAUCGAUCUGAAAGGUCAGCAUCGGUCGACUCAGCGGUAGGAUUCGAGUUGGAAGAUUCGAGGGUCACAAAGGUGGACGAGCCUAUAACGCCACCACCCGGGCCCUACGAAGGCUCUUCUCGGAUAACCGUCGAUGAGGCGUACAGUGAGCAAAGUCCCAAAUUUGCUCAGAAAGCUAUUGGGGAGCCUCAUGCGCACUCACAACCAGCAGCGCCCUCGUGGCCGUGCCAGUGGGGCUGUAUCGCAGGAAUGACUCCAGCGGACGACAGGGCACGAGACAAUGGAUUUCAGCCUUCGCAGGCUAUUCCUGAAGCUAGCUUCACGCCGUCAGAAAAUGACUCAUACUUUGAUCUAUCGCACGAACAUAUACCUCAGUCCGGUUCGGAUACCGUCACAGUCAGCGCGCCAUUCGCAAGCCAAGGAAACGCUCUACAUGAUCUGAACAAUGACCUAUAUGCUAUAUCCAGUCACCAAACCAACGACGAUUUUGUGUACCAUGGUUCUACUAUUGCGCCGAUGGCUCACAAUCUAUCCAAAGAGAGUUUGGAGAUGCCGCCAGCGACCUGUCCCAGCCUUGAAAAGCAAAGCCAAGUAUGGUCAUCAAUUACAAACGAGUACCUCAACGGUCUCAACGAAGGGUUCGGCACCGAAGACUGGGUUCAGACGAGCAUGCUUGGCGAGGAGGUAGGGAGUUAUCAAGAUCAGGAGGUCUUUACUGGCGCAUGAAGGCUGCUGGUGUUGGACAUGACGUUCAUGGGUGUUAGAAAAGCUUAUUUACUGGCAACAUGUUCGCCGUAAAUUUGGGCUGGGCAGACGCAUGCAGUCUUCGUAUCGGCUCUUCUAUUUUUCGCUAGGGCUACAAGAGGUGAUGAAGGUUGCAAACGACGAAGGCGAAAGCGGUAUUCUUCCACGUGCUCAUGAUCAGUGAUGUGCGUGCUGUUUACUGAGUCUUAGUGACAG
Molecule: messenger RNA, 1874 nt
Organism: Alternaria alternata
Lineage: Eukaryota; Fungi; Ascomycota; Dothideomycetes; Pleosporales; Pleosporaceae
Exons: 2
Coding region: 273-1640 (455 amino acids)
Source: RefSeq, a predicted model, not a curated record